UAGUCACUCUCUUGUCACUAACUAAUUGGUAUUGGUGACCAUUGAAUUGUUGGUCAAUGCUUUUGUUUACUCAUCACUAUUAUUUGUGACUACUCCCAAAUUCAGGGGUUCACACUAAAAAGGUAAUUUACUUUUGACGAACGGUGGAAAUUUCAGGGGUUCACACUGUAGUUCAGUAGGAGGAAAGUAAGUUUCGCAAAGACUCACCCAUGUGUUUUAGUAGAAUUAUUGUACAGGAGGAGUUGAGGCUAUGGUAACGAUUAUAAAUACACAAUUAAUGCUUGUAUCUUGAGAUAUCAGACAAGCAUAUAUACUUCACCAGUUUUAUCUUUGUCUCAAUACUUGUGCUUCUUCGUCUUCAUCAUGACUCUAACUAACAUGGUUGGAGUAAGGUGCUGCUUCAAACUCCUCUGUGCAAUUGUGGUGCUCAUUUUACUACACAUGAACAAUCCUUGCACUGGAUGCAGCGAGAGGGAAAGGCAGGCACUCCUUGCGCUUAAACAAGGUCUCGGGGCAUUGGACGACGGCGAUCCCUUCCAUUCCUGGGGAAGAGAAGCCCAAAACAAAGAUUGCUGCAAAUGGGAUGGAGUCCACUGCAGCAACCAAACUGGCCAUGUUGUUAAGCUUGAACUCUAUGCUUUGCAAGGUAAGAUUAGUCCUAAACUCAUUGAGUUGCAGCAUUUGGAAUAUUUGGUCCUUACUUGGAAUAAUUUCAAUGGGAGCCAAAUUCCAGAUUUCAUUGGAUCUCUGAGCAAUUUAAGAUACCUCGAUCUCUCUCAAGCAAAUUUUGGAGGUUUAAUUCCAUAUCAACUUGGAAACCUUACAAACUUGGAACAUCUCGAUCUUAAGUAUUCUGUCUCUCUUUAUGCAAAAAAUCUGUAUUGGCUUCCUAAUCUUUCUCGUCUAAAAUACUUGGACCUAAGUUUCGUUAAUCUCAGUGAUGUUGUUGGUUGGCUGGAAGCAGUUAAUAUGCUUCCUAAACUAACAGACUUGAGAUUACCGAUGUGUAAUCUUCCUCCUCCAGUUAUAUCCUCUGUUUCUCUCUUGAAUUCUUCUAAAUCUCUUGUUCAUGUCGAUCUCUACAACAACAGUCUUGACUCAUCCAUCUCCCAAUUGUUGCCCGGUACUCAUACCAACCUUGUUUAUCUUGAUCUCUCGGAAAAUAAAUUGAGUGGAAGAAUACCUGAAAGUAUUGGACAGAUGUCCAAUCUGAAUUCUAUCGAUUUGCAUAUGAAUUCUUUUGAAGGAGUCAUUUCCGAAACUCAUUUCUCGAAACUCUCCAAAUUAAGUUAUUUGGAUUUAUCCUCUAACUCACUAGUUUUAAACUUCAGUUCUGAUUGGGUUCCUCCCUUUCAAUUGGUUGAGAUAAGAUUGAGGUCUUGUAAGAUGGGGCCGUAUUUCCCGGAAUGGCUUCGAACUCAGAAAAGUUAUACCCGGCUGGAUAUUUCUGAUGCUGGAAUUUCUGAUACCAUUCCAACUUGGUUUUGGGAUUUGCGAACGGAUUUGCGAAAUGACAUUGUGUAUAAGGAUUUGUCUUGCAAUCAAAUUAGAGGAAAUUUGAGAUCAGAGUUAACAGGGGAUUUUUUAAAUGUGAGUUGGAACCAAUUGGAGGGUCCAAUCCCUUCAAUCCUAUCAAAUGUGUCAAGUCUAGAUCUGUCCAAUAAUAAAUUUUCAGGGUUAGCUUCAUUAUUGUGCACAAGUACAACCGAGACGAGUAAAUUAGAAUAUCUUGAUCUCUCAAGCAACCAUGUGUCCGAAGAUCUCCCAGACUGCUGGAUCCGUUUUCAACGAUUAGUCUUUCUUGAUUUGAGCAACAACUUUUUAUCUGGGAAAAUUCCUACCACGAUGGGAUACUUGUUUAGCAUCGAGACACUAAAACUAAAUAACAACAGAUUUGUCGGAGAAUUGCCUUCACAAUUGAAGAAUUGCACAAGGUUGACACUUGUUGAUGUUGGGGAAAAUAAAUUGUCAGGAUUAAUACCUGAAUGGCUAGGGGAAAAUCUUCUAAAUUUGGCUAUCAUUAUCCUUCGAUCUAAUCAAUUUUAUAGGAGCAUCCCGCCACAGUUAUGCCAUCUUACACACCUUCAAAUUUUGGAUUUGUCGAUGAACAACAUCUCUGGAACUAUACCGAAAUGUCUCAACAAAUGGACUACUUUGGCUCAAAAAGGAACGUCAACUCUAACUAUGCAUCAUGAGUCCCUUCUUUGGCACUUUAUAGACGAAGAAAAUGUAACAUGGAAAGGAGCAAGGUCAAAAUACAAAAAUACUCUGGGACUUGUAAAGAGUAUUGAUCUCUCAUGCAAUAAGUUGAGUGGGGAGAUUCCUACUGAAAUCACUUAUCUUGUUGGUGUGGUUUCUUUAAACUUGUCGAGAAACCAAUUAACAGGUCAAAUACCUUCAAGGAUUGGAAAUUUGGAGGAGUUGGAUUCUCUUGAUUUAUCAAGAAACAUGAUAAAUGGCAGAAUUCCAACAAGUAUUUCUCGGAUAAAUCGUAUUGGUUACUUGGACUUGUCACAAAACAACUUGUCUGGAAAAAUUCCAAUAGGCACUCAACUUCAAACCUUUGACUCUGCUUAUGGUGGAAAUCCUCUGCUUUGUGGAAAACCACUCCCAAGGACAUGCCCUGAGGAGGAAAAAGGUUCAGGACAAUCUGUGUUGGUGAAUGAAGACGACAAAGAUGGGCUCAUAACACAAGGAUUUUACAUCAGCAUGGGGCUUGGGUUUGCUGUUGGAUUUUGGGGAGUUUGCGGCACUCUUCUGCUCAACAGGUCAUGCAGAUAUACGUACUUCAAUUUCUUGACCUUUCUGAACGAUUGGCUGUACGUGAAUGUAGAAAUCAUCAAGCAAAGGAUCCUUAAUAAAUAAAAGGCACCUUUGAGACAACAUGCUUCCCUUUAGUUGAAGAUGGAUGCGAUGAAGGACUCCUAUUUGUACUAGUUUUCGAGUAUUUGAGUGAUGAUAAGGGAUCUCACUGAAAUAAAGGAACCAUUUUAGUAGAUUAGUUGUGCUGUUAUUUGUAAGAACUUAAUGGGAACUUCUCCCAUGAACUAUUUGGUAUGAUGUUCUUAUGUACCUCAUGGUGUAUGUUUUUUUCUUUUGCAAUGUAAGAAAUGCAAACGCAGAAUUGCCUUUUACUGUAUUGUUGUUAUGAAUAAAA
Messenger RNA from Prunus mume (Japanese apricot), 3157 nucleotides. The record is from RefSeq and is a predicted model, not a curated record. Lineage: Eukaryota; Viridiplantae; Streptophyta; Magnoliopsida; Rosales; Rosaceae.